Molecule: messenger RNA, 954 nt
Organism: Rhodotorula toruloides NP11
Lineage: Eukaryota; Fungi; Basidiomycota; Microbotryomycetes; Sporidiobolales; Sporidiobolaceae
Exons: 9
Coding region: 1-954 (317 amino acids)
Source: RefSeq, a predicted model, not a curated record
AUGCGUUCCACCGUCGCUAUCGCCUCGCUCGUCUCCCUUUCGACCUUGGUCGUCGCCCAAGGUGGCUACGGUCGCUUCCAGUGCACCCUCGUCAACGGCGACGGCACCUUCUCGGCUGACCCCAACCAGUGCGCCGACAGCGCCUUGAUCCCCACCGGCACCAACGACCCGACCUCGCCUUACCAGGGUGACCAGCCUCCCCCUACCGGCGCGCAGUGCGUCCAGGACCUCAAUGGCCGAUACUACUGCGGUAUUGCGGGCGCUUCGUGCACCAGUGACGCCAACUGCGACAACGGUGUCUGCUCGGGCGGUGUCUGCACCGGCACCUACAACGCCCAGUGCGGGGCCGACGACUCGCUCUGCCUCGGCUACCUCUACUGCACCGACCCCUUCGGCAACCCUGCUUCGGGCGUCUGCGGCGGAAUCGGCAACUACUGCCAGGACUACACUGAGGGCAGCAACACCAACUCGGACGCCGUCAACGAGGCGCUGUGGAACCAGAACUGCGCCAGCGGCUACUGCAGCUUCAACCAGGGCGUUUGCGCUAACCACGUCACCAACAUCGGCGGAUCCUGCGCCGACGACCCCGAGUUCGCCUGCACGGUUGACCAGGUCACCGGUCGCGCGCUCACCUGCGACCCGACCACCAACACCUGCCAGCUCCUCGCUGUCCCCUCGGCCCGCGCCCGCGCACGCCGCAACGAGGCCUUCUUCAAGCGCAAUGCGUGCCCCGCUUCGCACACCGCUUGCCGCAUCGAGGGCCAGCGCGGCUUCGAGUGCAUCGACACGUCGUCCAACAUCGAGCAGUGCGGUGCUUGCGCGACCGAGGGCGGCGUCGACUGCACUGGUCUUCCCGGUGUCGAGGCUGUCGGUUGCGUUGCCGGCGUCUGCGAGAUCUGGUCGUGCCAGGACGGCUACACUUGGGACUCGGCUACCGCUUCGUGCAAGGCCUAA